AUGGAGGAGACUAAAGUUAUUUAUUAUAUAGACGAUGAGGAAACUCCUUAUUUAGUGAAAAUUCCAAUUUCACCGGAGAAAGUGACGUUGUUGGACUUUAAAAACCAGUUGAAUCGACCGAACUAUAAGUUUUUCUUCAAAUCCAUGGACGAUGAUUUCGGUGUUGUUAAAGAGGAAAUAGUUGACGAUAACGCGCAUUUACCGUGUUUUAACGGUCGUGUAGUGUCGUGGUUAGUGUCUGCUGAGGGUUCGAACCCUUCCGAUGGAGCUUCACAGUGUACUGAUAGCAAUGCUGGUAAAGGCAAACCAAAUCACGGUGCUCCGGCGCCCGUCACUCGGGACACCUGUACGGACACGGACAGCACGAUCAGCUCGCGGCCGGGCCACCGAGCUUCGUGCGACAAGUAUAAAUACCGAGGAUUACGCAUAAACGGCCACUCGAAGUACGGCAAUCAUGGUUUGGAGUACGAGACGGCAUCGGUGCUGAGUUCUGACUUGGACUCGACCAGUCUCUUCGACAGUCAGUCGGAGAUCACUACGACGACUGGCCGGCACACUAACGCGUCCGUGGACCGAGCGCUGACGGAAUGCAGUAGCGUGUCACACCUCCAAGUGAGUUCUCGCAAAAGACCUCAACGGAGACGUAAAAGACCUCAGGUGAUGUCAAGAACGUCUUCGUACUCCUCCAUAACGGACUCCACAAUGUCUAUGCACAUUAUAACGGUGACUUUGAACAUGGAUACAGUCAAUUUCCUCGGUAUUUCUAUAGUGGGACAGUCGAAUAAGGGUGGUGAUGGAGGCAUAUAUGUUGGCAGCAUCAUGAAGGGGGGUGCCGUGGCACUGGACGGGAGGAUAGAACCGGGAGACAUGAUAUUACAGGUGAACGACGUGAACUUCGAAGAUAUGACAAAUGAUGAAGCCGUGAGGGUGUUACGCGAGGUGGUGCAAAAACCUGGCCCCAUCAAGCUGGUGGUAGCCAAAUGCUGGGACCCCAACCCCAAAGGAUACUUCACUAUACCCAGGACAGAGCCUGUCAGACCUAUUGACCCGGGAGCAUGGGUAGCUCAUACCCAAGCGCUUCGAGAGGCCUACCCUCCGCCCCCACCCUCAUUGUCAGCCCUCCCGUGUCGUCAGUCUCGGAGCGGGGCGCCAGUGACGCCAGUACGGUCCCCGCUGGAGCCCUGGAGCCCCAGCUGUCUGUGAACAUGGAUAUGGCGCUGGUGGUCCGAGCCAUGUUGAGGCCGGAGUCGGGUCUGGAGAUCCGUGACCGCAUGUGGUUGAAGAUCACAAUACCGAACGCGUUCAUAGGCGCCGACGUAGUGGACUGGAUACUGCAACACGUCGCGGGGAUCACGGACCGGAGGGACGCCAGGAAAUAUGCCUCGCAUAUGCUCAAGGCCGGGUUCAUCCGGCACACGGUGAACAAGAUCACGUUCUCGGAGCAGUGCUACUACGUGGCGGGCGAGCUGUGCGCCGAGCUGGCCGCGCUGCGCCUGCGCGCCGCCGACACCGACUCGCUGCUCAGCGACACGCUCGCGCCGCUGCCCAACCCCAAUAUAAUGGGUCCAGGCUACAUGCCGUACGCAGGCUCCUACGGGUACCAGCCUAUACCAUUCAAGUAUUCCUCCUGUCUCAACAGCGAACAUACUGUCUAUGGGUACAAUAGAGAAGAAAGCGUUGUAUCCGGUUCCGGGGGCUCCAGUGGCGGGUCGGAGCGGGUGACUGGCAAGGAGACCGCCAGGGACGAACGCAAGUCUACCUCCAGCGGCUCCGACAGGGACAGGACUGACAGGGACAGGACUGAACAGGACCAACAUGACAGGCCCGUGCUCUUCCUUUAA
Molecule: messenger RNA, 1841 nt
Organism: Spodoptera littoralis (African cotton leafworm)
Lineage: Eukaryota; Metazoa; Arthropoda; Insecta; Lepidoptera; Noctuidae
Source: the annotation of a GenBank genome assembly